AACAACAAAACAUAUCUCUGGAUUUGUGUUUAAAAUCUUGUCUUUAUCAGGAAAUUUUAUAUUUCUACAUCGGUCUUGCUCAAUACGGACAUGGAUGAAGACUUCUUCUUAACCGACUUCUCACUCAAAGACAUUGAUUUCGACUUUAAUAUUUAUGAAGAAACUAAUGUAUCGCCUGUUGAAGCGAGCAUACAUACACAAAGAGCUCAGUUUAUUGAUCAUCAAGUUCCUCUUAAUUACCUCAAAGAGAAGCCGAAGCCUUUCGUGAAGAUUAAUAACAAGCCACAAUUGAUUUCUUUUGAUCUUUCUAGUAAUGUUUCUUCUUCUCCAGCUAGGGAAGAUAUCAUUAUGGAUCAACUGGUCAGAUGUGGAACCAAACGAAAAUCAUGUUCUGCCAAAAGAUCUCCAGCUUUCGCUAAAGAACAUGUUAUAGCCGAGAGAAAGCGUCGUGAGAAGCUUUCCGAAAAAUUCAUUGCCCUCUCAGCACUUCUUCCUGGUCUUAAGAAGGCGGACAAGAUUACGGUUCUUGAUGACGCAAUUGCACGUUUGAAACAACUCCAAGAACAAAUAAGAAAGCUCAAGGAAGAGAAAGAAGCAACAAGACAUAUGGAAUCCAUGAUUCUUGUGAAGAAAUCUAAAGUGUUUUUCGACGAGAAAACUUCCCUACCAUCUUCUUCUUGUUCAGAUAAUGAACAAUUUGAUCAACCGUUGCCACAAAUAGAGGCUAAAGUGGCCCAAAACGAGGUUUUAAUCCGAAUUCACUGCGAAAAGAGCAAAGGGAGCAUGAUUGACAUACUAAAUACAAUCGAGAAUCUUCAACUGUGUGUCGAAAAUAGUAUUGUAUUGCCAUUUGGAGACUCGAUUCUUGCCAUAACCGUCCUUGCAAAGAUUAGGAAAGAAUUUUCAGUGAGUGCAGUUGAGGAUCUUGUAAGGAAUCUGAGACUCGCAAUGGCUUAAGCCUUCUUUCAAGUUUCAGUGGCUGUAGAGACUGGAACGGCACCAUUUUCUUGGAUUUGCUGUCGUUUUCAUUAUAGGAUUUUUUUCACAAAUUCUACCACGUUUGUUUGGUGUUAGAUGUAUUUUGUAGCGAAGUUCUUGUCUCAAUUUGUGGUUGAGUCUUCCAUUGAUACAACCGAUGAAAAAGCAAUAGAAGUAUGAU
Molecule: messenger RNA, 1159 nt
Organism: Raphanus sativus (radish)
Lineage: Eukaryota; Viridiplantae; Streptophyta; Magnoliopsida; Brassicales; Brassicaceae
Product: transcription factor bHLH19-like
Exons: 3
Coding region: 91-957 (288 amino acids)
Molecular function (GO): protein dimerization activity
Source: RefSeq, a predicted model, not a curated record